Penicillium odoratum is the source of this 1170-nucleotide messenger RNA. RefSeq lists its product as uncharacterized. Lineage: Eukaryota; Fungi; Ascomycota; Eurotiomycetes; Eurotiales; Aspergillaceae. The coding region runs from base 1 to 1170 and encodes 389 amino acids. The transcript has 3 exons. The record is from RefSeq and is a predicted model, not a curated record.
AUGAGUGGCAGUUCAACCAUCUGGAUGAAUUCGCGGGAUGCAAACUGGUCUGAUGCUGUCUUGAUUUCUCUUUGGAUGCUUCUAAGUGAUGAGCCAGAUGAUGGCGAUGACGAUGGAGAAGAGAGCGACACCACGAAAGACAUCAACCGAACAUGUUGGCUGCCCUGGUCCCCCAUAAUCGAUCCCGGUGGAGGGAUUUCAUCCUCCUACGCCAUGAUCCAGAAAACAAACCCUCCAGAGAGUUGGCAUCGAAGAGAAAUUAGAUACGCAGAGCGUCCAAUAAAUCAGCGGUUUCUACACGAGCCGCCUUCAUGUUACACGCUUGAAGCCAGAGAAAGUUAUGACCGCUAUAAGACGUCUCGUAUGUUAUCCUUUCCCAAUAACUGGAAAGAAUUGUUACAGCCGGGUCAUACCUACGACGUUCUAUGGACUGGAGCAGCGAUUUCUCGUUGGGACUGGGGCACGCCAACAGAGGAAAAAGAGUCUAAGCAGCCACCAGUCCUAGUUCCCGGGGGUGCAUACGUCACAUUCAAGGUAGAGGAAGGAUCUCCACCACCUAUUCCGCGGCCUGAGACCCCACCACCCAUCCAAGCGAGUGAGAGGAUUCCAGGAGCACCGGUCCUCAGCCUUGAGCUAAGCUGCAAAGCAACAAUGGCCAUGAAUGAGAGCCAAGGGAUGCAUAUCAAAGUCACUUAUCACGGACUCUCUAAUAUUAAGGAUACCACAGAUGAAUUCAGCGUCUAUCGUCGUCGUCGUCCAGAUCAAUCCAGUCCGGAGACAAAGGAAUGGCAAACAUUCCAGGGCAACGAAUACUGUCGAUAUGGAUUAUACGAUAAUCCGGAUCAGCUAAUAAAUGUCUCCGAGAAUCCGGAUGACUUUGUGACACUCUGCCCUGGCGAAUCCUGGUCAAACUUCUGGACUAUGCGGGGGGAUGGAUACGAUCUGCCCGAUUGUGAUGAGCUGGAGUCUGGCGAAAAGCUCCGAUACCAGUUUCAGGGAAAUGUGUUGAAUUGGUGGAAUUGGGGAACGGCCAAGGAUCAUGAACAGACUAUUGUGAAGAAAUAUGGUUGGGGUGGUGGACCGGUAAUAGAGCCUAGGGAUAAUGGAGGCCGGCCGAAGGUGGUUGUUCCCGGGUCGAAUGUUUUGGAAUGGACCAUGAUUAGUGAGUGA